AUGAAUUGUUACGACGUGCCCUUAAAUCUUAGCGCGUUGGGUCUUUUACUUGAAAAUUACCCCUAUGAUCCUGUGUUAUGGUCGUUGUAUGCAACAUGCAGUUACUUGUAUGGGAAGAAGAAAAUUGAAAUUCAGAGUUUAGGGGUAAAAGAAAUUUGUAUUCGGAAUUAUCGUCUUGCGGGUAUAUACGAUGUAGAGGAAAAGGAUGGGGAAAAGCGGGUUGUUGAGAAACGGUCGCUCGUGUGGUUAAAGGGUUGCUUAACGGGUAUUCAUGAUGUGAUGUUAUUCGAUGAAAAACACCCCAGCUAUGCACUGUUGGGUGUUGAUACCCAAGUCUCGAACUCAUGCUAUGGUUUUGACGAUGAAGACAGCUCUACGGACAAAAUAUUUUAUGUUAUUCCUGCAGAGUGGAUCCCCUAUGUGUAUAUACGUGUAAGAGAUGAGUCUUGGUACAUGUAUUUGGCUAAAAAAAAGUUUUGUUGCCGACAGAUUUUGUAUCGUGGUGAUGUUACGGUUGUACGACGCGAACAUGUAAGCAUUAAAGAUGAAUAUGUGGUUUCUAAAGAUUAUUUUCAUGUUGGCGUCGGACCGUGUGCUGGAAAAGUUCACGAAGUGCUUGCCGAUGUGGGGUAUUUAUAA
Paramuricea clavata is the source of this 639-nucleotide messenger RNA. Lineage: Eukaryota; Metazoa; Cnidaria; Anthozoa; Malacalcyonacea; Plexauridae. The record is from the annotation of a GenBank genome assembly.